Molecule: messenger RNA, 878 nt
Organism: Acaromyces ingoldii
Lineage: Eukaryota; Fungi; Basidiomycota; Exobasidiomycetes; Exobasidiales; Cryptobasidiaceae
Exons: 1
Coding region: 206-790 (194 amino acids)
Source: RefSeq, a predicted model, not a curated record
AGAACAAGCAGCGUCGCACCCGAAUAGGGACCGUGUCUUGGAAGCCACUUGAGACAUUUUCCUCCGUCUGACAGCCCCUCUCAAUGAGCAGAGAGGUCGAAAAGAAGCCUAUAUAAAGGAUGGACUCUCAGAGUCGCUUUCUCGUCCUCCUCAUCACGACAAGCACAUCCAGCAACGCAUCUCAUCAGAACCAUCGCACUUCAAGAUGCUCUUCAGCGCCUUCUUCCUCGGUCUCGUGGCCACCACCAGCGCCCUUCCCCUUGAGCCGCGCAGUGCACCCGCGCUCCAGUGCAGCACGGAGGUCAUGCGCUCGGGCCCCCUUAAUUACGGAGAUCCCCAGUACGGCAGCACCCUUGGUCAGCUUGGUCUGUUCACCGUCGAUGGCGAGCAGCGCGUCGUUGAGGCCUACUCGGACACGACCCCGCUCAGGGUGGCACAGAUCCAGUGCAAUUCCACCUACCUCAACUUCAGCAAGUCGUCCACCUUUGGAACGGACACGCCUGUCAGGCUCGUACUUGAGGAUGACCACACGCAGUGCCUUGGUCUCAAGGUAGCCGACGGUCAAUCGAAGACUUUCAUCACGGUUCAGGAUUGCGACCCGACUGACGACGAGGGUCAGGCAAAGCAGAUCUGGUCGGACGCGUGGAAGUUCAACUACCUGUUGCCCAUGGGCGGAAAGAAGCCUGGAUACCCCUUUUCGCUUGUCCGCAACACGGCUCCCCCACCUCAGGCCAUCAGCGCCAUCCCGAACUGCGACGACUGCGACAACAGCGUCAGCUUCACCUUCUGAGCCUCCUUCCAUGAGCGCGAACACACGCCUAUCUAGCCUUGCUUCUUUUCCUUGUAGCCACAUAUAGAUCUUUGCUGUUUUCACUACU